CACACCUGUUUCCAGAAGGUCGUCACUUCAUAGUGAAGCUGUCCUACACGACAUACAUUGAGAGGAGCUGAACGCAGCCCAAAAACAACAUCAGGGAAAAGCAAAGCACAGACAAGAGGUGUACGAUGUCAUUUCCUGGUGAAUUCCUGUCAGAGGAGCAGUUCACCUGUUCCAUAUGUCUCGACAUCUUCACCAAUCCCGUCUCCACGCCCUGCGGCCACAGCUUCUGCUCCUCGUGCAUUUCCUCCUACUGGGAGGGCCAAGGAAAGACUUGCUUCUGCCCUCUGUGCAAAGAAAGCUUCCGUAAGCGCCCCGAGCUCCACGUCAAUCACACGCUCAAGGAGAUCACGGAGCAGUUCAAGCGGAUGGCCGAGACCACAGUGAGCGUGCCUAAAACUGCAACAACAGAUUCACCUCCAAACCCAUUCUCUGCCCAGAAGCCUGGAGUGCAGCAAAGACCGGUUGAGCUGCCUAAAGGCCUGUUCCAGGAGAUGAAGACCCGCAUGCAGAGAUCUUCAUCAACAUCCUCAUCCAAUGAGCCUUUAGCAUCCGGCGAUCCUCAGUCCCUCCCCAAUGUCAAAAUGCCGAGACGAAACUUUAGCGUGACCGCAGCGGGAUCCAACGGGCCGCAGUGUCCCAAUCACGGCUACAGUUUGGAGCUGCUCUGCAAGACUGACCUGAUGUGUAUUUGCGCAGUGUGUGCAGAGAGCGAACAUUACGGCCAUACUGUGACGGAGGCCAAGAGAGAGAUGAAUAUUCGGAAGUCUCAGUUGCGGAUCCUGGAGGUGGAGCUUCAAGGAUUGAUAACAGUCAGAGAGAGAAAAAUAGAGGAGAUCCAGACAUCACUUGCUGAAAUUCAAGUGAAUGCGGAACGAGAGAAAGCAGGCACCAUCAGUAUGUUUGCUGAAUUAAUGAAAUCGGUUGAGAAGUCGCAGGCUGAACUGCUGGAGGUGGUGGAGAUGGGACAGCGGGCCGCCGAACUGCGGUCUCAGGCCUUCAUUCGUGAGGUGCAGACAGAGAUCUCAGACCUGAAAAACAGAUGCAGCACCAUAAAUCAGCUGACCCAAUCCCAAGACCAUCUUACUUUCUUCAAGACAUUUUCCGCCCACACUAGUUUACCAGUGAUGAAGAGCUGGGCAGAGGUGGCUCUGACUCCUGACCCCACGGCAGGCGUGGUGCUAAGAAACGUCUCUCAGAUGGUGGAGGAGGUUCGACAAGGCCUGAGGAGACUCUCGGAGAUCUGUUUGCACCCUUCCACAGAAAGAUCGCUGGGAGUGUAUCAACAAAGUGUGUGGAGAGCACCAGGAUUUGCAAUGGACGUGACCCUAGACAAAGACUCGGCUCACCCCCGUCUGGUCAUCUCGGAGGAUGGGAAGCAGGUGCUGUGCAGUGACCGAUACCAGAAUGUGCCAGACACACUCGAGCGAUUCGACCGUGUGGUGUGUGUUCUGGGCCGCCAAGGUAUCAACUCCGGCUGCCAUUACUGGGAGGUCCUGGUGAGUGACAAGACGGACUGGGAUUUGGGCAUUGCUGCUCGCACCAUCAACAGGAAAGGCAAAAUAGCCGCCAACCCUGCUAAUGGAUUCUGGUUCUUAAGUCUACGUGACAAGCAAGAUUAUGUCUUCCGCACAGAGCCAUCGACACCUAUAAUCGUAAAUCCAAAACCGCAGCGGAUCACUGUCAGUGUGGACUAUGAGAGAGGCCAGUUGUCUUUUUAUAAUGCAGAUACAAAGACGUUGAUAUUUACUUACACAGACUCCUUUUCAGAGACUCUAUAUCCUUUCUUUAGCCCGUGCACCAACAAAUCUGGCAAAAACGAAGCACCACUUAUUAUUUGUCCUCCUUUUGUGGCUGACCCAAGCUGGUUAGAAUAGUGGGACGGAAACUGUUUUGCUCAGGGUUUAUUAGUUCUUGACUUUUUUAUAUCAAAUUACGAACAAUGAUGUAGUUUAAGUUACACUUCAUGUGAUCAUUUCAUCAUCUCAA
Molecule: messenger RNA, 1986 nt
Organism: Danio rerio (zebrafish)
Lineage: Eukaryota; Metazoa; Chordata; Actinopteri; Cypriniformes; Danionidae
Source: RefSeq, a predicted model, not a curated record